CUUAGUUUCAAUUAGUGCUCGACACAUAUCAGCGACAGAAACUUGUGUUACCCUCGCAACACAUCCCCUUCUCCUUUCUCCUCCUUAUAUCGUAUACUCGUUUCCUAGCACACUCCUAAAGUGCUUUUUUUUUUCUUGACGGAUAAAAAGAAGGAAGAACCGACUUGUAACUUAAGGAUGGCUGCUGCAGAAUACAAACAAAAACUUUACGAAAUCCAGAGACGGGGAGAAAAUCGAACCUGUUUUGACUGUGGGGCACCCAAUCCGCAAUGGGCUUCUGUAUCCUAUGGCAUCUUUAUAUGUUUGGAUUGUUCCGGAAUUCAUCGUUCAUUUGGUGUGCACAUUAGUUUCGUUCGCUCGAUCAGUAUGGAUAAAUGGUUUGACGAUCAAUUGAAAAAGAUGGAUAUUGGUGGCAACUCCAAAGCCAAGGCAUUUUUCGAGUCUCAACCAGACUAUCGCUCGAAUAUGAAUAUGCACGACAAAUACAAUUCUCAAUGCGCCGCACUUUAUCGCGACAAGUUAUCGGCAGAAGCAGAAGGACGUAGCUGGACACCUUCACCCAACGCUGCAUCUUCUAUCAAACGUGCAGCAGCGACUGGAUCGAGCCGAUCAUUGAAUUCGACGUUGGGCAACAACAACAACAACAACAAUAGUAGUAGCGGCUUUGGUAGUACCAGCAGCAGUAGCACCAACAACAACAACAAUAACCGACCGUUGAAUGGAUCGUCGCCACUUCGUUCUGGAUCACCCGCAAGCUUCCAUAGCAACAACAGUAGCACAAUGAUGAGCGACAAGGCAAGGAAUGAGGCGUACUUUGCUACAUUAGGCAAUACCAACGAGAACAGACCCGACCAUUUGCCACCCAGUCAAGGCGGUAAAUUUACUGGAUUUGGAAAUCCUGCAUUCGAGAACCAGCCUCGCAAAAACGAUUCGCCCGAUCUGAACGAUAUCAUGAACGACCCUGUGCAAGCGCUUUCCAAGGGCUGGUCAUUCCUGUCGUAUGGCAUGGAGGAGCUGGGUAAAGUUGCAGCGGAGGGAGCUCGUGUGGCAGCCCAACAUGCUGGGCAGUUGGGCAAGUAUGCCAAUGAACAAUGGAACGAUCCCAAUCUGAGAAACAACACCCAUGAGUUCUACUCGAACAGUUUUGAUACCCGACCUCCAUCUGGAAACAGCCAGUCCCAUUCACACACUAACGAUGGCGACUUUUUCAACUCGACCAUCUCCUCGCUGCAAAACCAGCAACAGUACACAAGCCCUGUGAGCUCUCGUAGUGCGUCGCCUGCAGGAUUAAGCGCAAACACAAAGUCAACGUCGUCUGUGCGAUCCCGUACGCCUUUGAGAGAAACAGCCAAGGCCAAGAAGCAAGAUGACUCGGACGAUGAGUGGGGAGGAUGGUAGAGCUUCUUAUUAAUGCACCCACAACAACAACAACAACACAUCUCUUCUUUGCUUUUCAAAAUCCCCGUAUCUCUUAUGCUUGUUAUCUUUUCUACCCUUUAUUGCCAUGUUUCUCCACUCCUCUUUUAACCAUUGACUCUCUCUCUCUCUCUUGCUCUUGCUCUUACUCUACAACCAUCGACACCCCUGCCCCUUACAACAUACACGCACAUGCACUCUGCGGAACAACCCACAAAAAAAAAAGUAGACUAUUUUCUUCCCUUUUCCCUUCGUAUGUGUGCGUGUGUGUGUGUGUGUGUAUGUGCGGUUUAGAAUUUAUAUAAUUUGAAGAAGCAUAUAAUUAAUUAAGCUACUA
Messenger RNA from Zychaea mexicana, 1753 nucleotides. RefSeq lists its product as uncharacterized. The coding region runs from base 178 to 1398 and encodes 406 amino acids. The transcript is spliced from 8 exons. The record is from RefSeq and is a predicted model, not a curated record. Gene Ontology annotation, biological process: regulation of endocytosis; regulation of ARF protein signal transduction. Lineage: Eukaryota; Fungi; Mucoromycota; Mucoromycetes; Mucorales; Lichtheimiaceae. Gene Ontology annotation, cellular component: Golgi membrane. Gene Ontology annotation, molecular function: GTPase activator activity.